AUGCACCAAGGAAGCGCCCCUAGACAUGCCAAGCUGCCCACAGGAGUCUGUCUCACUUCCGCGCACUCUCUCGCCCACCAGGAGGUGCGCUCCACUGAGACUGCUCUACAGAACCUGCGCCAAGGAGGAACGCCAACCGCCAACCAGGAGCAGACACACUCUCUCAAUUCUCUAUGCUCUCUCCCCUCUUUGUCUCUGCGUCUUUCACAUUCCUAA
Messenger RNA from Caenorhabditis briggsae, 216 nucleotides. The coding region runs from base 1 to 216 and encodes 71 amino acids. The transcript has a single exon. The record is from RefSeq and is a predicted model, not a curated record. Lineage: Eukaryota; Metazoa; Nematoda; Chromadorea; Rhabditida; Rhabditidae.